Danio rerio (zebrafish) is the source of this 2022-nucleotide messenger RNA. The record is from RefSeq and is a predicted model, not a curated record. Lineage: Eukaryota; Metazoa; Chordata; Actinopteri; Cypriniformes; Danionidae.
AAACAAACAAACAAAGAAACAACAAAAUAAAAUGUCAACAUUUACAUUGAAAUGUGCUUUUAAACUACUGUUCUUAAAAAAACUCCAGUGCUUAAAUGUAAUAUGUAUGUUGCACCUUAUAUAUAGGCUAUAUGUCAUCAUAUUCAUAAUUAUUUUGCUAAAUUUUGAAAUAUAUGUUACAUGUACACAUAUGACAUAUUUGAUUCCUCCGCAUACCACUAAGAGAGUCCAUGUACCACUAGUGGUACCACAGUUUGAACCACUGAUCUACAGUAUCAAAAUCAAAACAUUAAGAUAAAUAAUUAGAUGUGGUCAAAACUAAAGAGAGAAGUAAAAGAAAAACAUCCAAGAUUUCCGGGGUCAUAAAACAGAUUUAUCAUAGUUGAUAAUAGUAUCAUGAGUUUCAACUACACUAUUAUGUUCAUUUCUUAUCUUGAUUUAUAUCAUUUUCAAUUGGUUUAUAUGUAUUGCAUUAUCCUUGAAGCUUGAUUAAAAGUGACACCUAGCAUGUUAAGGAUGAGCUGGAGUGAAUUAACAGCUCUCUCUUCCACCCUAUUGUGUGUGUGCACGUGCGUAACCACUGGCUACUUGAGAGUACUCACUUCACCUCACGUACUGUAACUGUUAACUGUAAACUUUAUUGUCCCCUUCUGGAGUAAUUUGUUGUGUAGCUUAAUAGAUUUACACAAUUCACAACACACACAUAAAAAAACAACUCACAGCAUCAGAAGUACAAACAGCGGCAACUUCUUCCCCUUAAAAUUCAGCAAAUCAUUGCAACAAAUUCAAAAAAUUUUUUUCAAUGGGACCCAUACCGAGAUCCUGAAAUAAGGCUUUGAAAUGAAUUAAAAAGAGGGUGCACACUGAAACCUGAGACAAAUAUUCAAAUUAAAGAUUGGGUUUAACCUGAAGACCGAACUCUUGUUACAGCAGUUCAUUCAGUCAUCUGAGUGCACUGCUAAAGAAAACACAUAAGCAGCAUUAUUGUUUUUUCAGAAUCUUGCCUGUUUUGAAAUGUCAAAAAAGCUAUAAACUGAAUUUCCUCAUUGCUCAUCCAAAGUAAACAAGACUUUCCUUUCCAAAGAAUUUCCUUAUAACACUCAUUUGUUAUCAACAGAUAAUGAUUUAUAAAGUCUGCGACUGUUAUAUAUACCAUGCGCUCACAUGUCUAGAAACAAUUCCAGAAUUACCCCUCCAUCCACACAUUCAACAUGUUGGUGCACAAGCUGAGCCUGAUCAUUUUGAUGCUGUUGCUGUGUCACCUUGGUGUAGACGCUAAAAGAACAGUCACUUGUGAAGGAGGAUCUGCACACCUCAGCUGUGACUUUGGAUUCGUAAGAGUCAUUAAAGCCAACUAUGGACGGACGGAUCGUACAACAUGCAUUAGUGGGAGACCGGCAAAUCAGAUAAACAAUGUACACUGCUUCAGAAAAUCAUCCCUCAGUACAGUGUCAGCUCGGUGUAACGGAAUUAAAAGCUGUUCAGUUCCUGCAGUGAACUCGGUUUUCUCUGAUCCUUGUUUGGGAACUUAUAAAUUCCUGGAUAUUACUUAUGACUGCAUCCCAUCAAAAAGAAGUGUAACCUGUGAAAAUACCCAAAGUGUAAUAGUUUGUGGUUCUGGUGUUAUUUUGGUUCAUUAUGCCAACUAUGGACGCCGUGAUCUCUCCACCUGCCCUCAUAAAUUGGCAAAGACACCACACUGCUACUCUCCUCAGACCAGCAGCCUGCGCUCCAGAUGCAAUGGGAGGAAGACUUGUUCUCUGAGCGCUUCAAAUUCUCUUUACUCUGAUCCAUGUCCAGGUGUCAACAAGUAUCUGGAAGUGACAUACAGCUGUGUAUAACUUUGCAAUUAUCAUGUCACACAAAAGUAGUUAACAUGUUUUGUGUAUACUUUAAUAUGAAUUGUUCCAAAUAGAUUUUUAUAGUUGAUACUCUUGGUUUAAGAAAUUGAUUAAAUGUGUAUCUAGUCAUGCUGUUCUCUGUGUUUUGUGUAGUUCUGUAAUAAACAACUUUUAUUUUCAA